Molecule: messenger RNA, 1543 nt
Organism: Mus caroli (Ryukyu mouse)
Lineage: Eukaryota; Metazoa; Chordata; Mammalia; Rodentia; Muridae
Source: RefSeq, a predicted model, not a curated record
CAGGGCUCCAAUCAGAAGGCUGAGAUAACAGAAGGCCCAUGGCCACCUGGGGCCCAGGGUGAGUGAACCUUGCCCCAUGCCUGUCACAGCCACUGCCGUCCUUGACCACACCAUGGGGAGCCCGGCGCAACUCAGGCUGCUCUGUGUUGUCCUGGCCAGCCUCCUGCUCCCUGGGAAAGGUGUGUUUAUUAACCGGGAACNUGCCAACAAUGUCCUGGCGAGGACUCGGAGGGCAAACUCAUUUUUUGAAGAGUUCAAGAAAGGAAAUCUAGAAAGAGAGUGUAUGGAAGAAAUUUGUUCUUANGAAGAGGUCCGUGAAAUCUUCGAGGACGACGAGAAGACGAAAGAAUACUGGAACAAAUAUAAAGACGGCGACCAGUGCGAAAGCAGCCCUUGCCAGAACCAAGGAGCGUGUCGAGANGGCAUCGGGGGUUACACGUGCACCUGCUCGGAGGGAUUUGAAGGCAAAAACUGUGAGCUCUGUAAGUCCCUCUGCUUGNUGGGCCUUCGGAUCAUAGACCCCAAGCCUUUCGAACCACANGACCAAGUAGCCAUAGCAGCAACCCCACUCUUGCUGUGUUUUACUGAUAUUUACUACCUCUGUGGUCCUAUUCUUUUAGCUCCCUUCCCCUGUGGAAAAAUCACUACAGGACGUAGGAAGAGGUCUGUGGCCCUAAACACCAGCGACAGUGAGCUUGACCUUAAAAGGUUAUUUGAGAGUCCCUGGAGAGCGCAAAUAGCCUACUCAGCAUGGCAUGGCCUUACUCGGGCCAUAGAUGGUUUGCAGACAAUUCUGUUCUGGUCACAGGCUCUGCUCAUUAACGAAGACAAUGAAGGGUUCUGUGGGGGCACCAUCUUGAAUGAGUUCUACAUCCUCACCGCUGCCCACUGUCUCCAUCAGGCCAGGCGAUUCAAGGUGAGGGUAGGGGAUCGGAACACAGAGAAGGAAGAAGGCAACGAGAUGGUGCACGAGGUGGACGUGGUCAUUAAGCACAACAAGUUUCAGAGGGACACCUACGACUAUGAUAUCGCCGUGCUGAGGCUGAAGACUCCCAUCACGUUCCGCAUGAANGUAGCCCCUGCCUGCCUGCCUCAGAAAGACUGGGCUGAGUCCACACUGAUGACACAGAAGACGGGCAUCGUAAGCGGGUUUGGGCGCACGCACGAGAAGGGCCGCCAGUCGAACAUCCUGAAGAUGCUGGAGGUGCCCUACGUGGAUCGCAACACCUGCAAGCUCUCCACCAGCUUCAGCAUCACACAGAAUAUGUUCUGUGCGGGCUAUGAGGCCAAGUUAGAGGAUGCCUGCCAGGGGGACAGUGGUGGCCCCCAUGUCACACGGUUCAAAAACACCUACUAUGUGACCGGCAUUGUCAGCUGGGGAGAGGGGUGUGCAAGGAAAGGGAAAUAUGGCAUCUACACAAAGGUCACGACCUUCCUCAAGUGGAUUGACAGGUCCAUGAAAGCCAGGGUGGGACCCACAGCCGAGACCCCAAGGACAGCAAGUCCGCCCAAUUAAAGCAGCUUCUCUAGUCCUGCUGGGUCA